Fusarium sp. VM40 is the source of this 840-nucleotide messenger RNA. The record is from the annotation of a GenBank genome assembly. NCBI's taxonomy places the organism in Eukaryota, Fungi, Ascomycota, Sordariomycetes, Hypocreales, Nectriaceae.
AUGCAUCAGAACCACAUCACAGACCCCAACGAACCCUUUCCGAAGCCACAGGCUCUUGCCUCGGCCACGACAAUACACAAGCAGGGCCGCUUCCGUAUAUCCACCCGCAAGCUUCCCAUCUCGAAGGCCGGCGCCAUCGAUGCGCUCACCGAAAAGAUUGGCAUUCCCAUGCCUGAGAUGAUCUUUGGCGAUAACAUUGUCGGCAUUGAUCAUGUCCCCUCGGGAUGGUCCUUGAACUUCAACACACCGGACGCCCUCGACGCCGUUGACAAGACAGAUCGUCAUAUGCUCAAGGUCGCAUACGCGCGGGACUGGGAGAGCACUCGGGAGGGCACUACGCAGGGUAUCAAAGAGGUUGUGAAGCCCUACGACUGGAGCUACUCGACGACAUACACCGGAAGUGUCGACCCAUCGGCUAAGCAGUUUGCGCCAACGGACAAGCAAAUUCCCAUUGAACUGCUUAAACGUCGAGACCCCAUUCUUUUCUUCGACGAUGUUAUGCUGUACGAGAGCGAGUUGGACGACAACGGCAUUUCCAUCUUCAGCGUCAAAGUUCGCGUACACGAGAAGCGCAUGCUUUUGCUAUGCCGGCUGUUUAUGCGCUUGGAUAACGUUAUUCUACGGAUACGUGACACACGGGUCUAUGUUGACUUUGAGACUGACCAAGUUAUUCGCGAAUAUUCUGCGCAGGAGGAAACUUACGAGAAUGUUAAGAGAAAACUGCUCAUGUCAGGAAGACUUCCCGAUGAUAUCACUAUCGCACUGCGAGAUCCCAACGUCCUUGCUCCGUUGUUGCCCCUGGUAGAGCAUCGGGCAGAGGCUCUUAACCCUAGUGCAUGA